Molecule: messenger RNA, 3941 nt
Organism: Hermetia illucens (black soldier fly)
Lineage: Eukaryota; Metazoa; Arthropoda; Insecta; Diptera; Stratiomyidae
Gene: pnut
Product: septin-7
Exons: 12
Coding region: 973-3393 (806 amino acids)
Biological process (GO): cilium assembly; cytoskeleton-dependent cytokinesis
Cellular component (GO): microtubule cytoskeleton; cell division site; septin ring
Molecular function (GO): molecular adaptor activity; GTPase activity; GTP binding
Source: RefSeq, a predicted model, not a curated record
CGCUCGAAGGCAGGAAAAGUCGAGUUGCAGCGAACGUUGUCAUCGGACGUCGUUUUUUGUUGCCGGAAAGUUUUGCAUUUCCUUUUCCAAAUUCUCGUGCAUUUCCUGAAUUAAAUUGUUCACGUUCGCGGUCCAAGUGCAUCAGCCGUGCAGUGUCCCCGCGUGUCCUGACAGAUUUCGCGCUUGUGUCCGCCCAGGAGUGCAAAAAACCAAAAUCUCGUCCGCGUUGCCUUUGGGCGCAGCCCGUGACGAUAAAACACCAAAGCGACGACAACAACAACUUCACGGCGACGACGACGACCCGACGAGUGGCGACACCUUCCGAUUCCGAGCGACAAUAAAAAGUGCAACAUUUGUGCGUACGUGAAAGCGGCGACGAUCAUUCGGUUGCAUCCGUGCGGGUGUGUGAGUGAGUGUGCAAUAAAGUUGCUGGACGUGCAGAACGCGAAAGGGCGCCCUUGCCUGGCCGCCGUGGAAAAUUUCUGGAGUUGACGUCCUGCGAAAUCGCGGCCCAGGCGACAUCGAGGCUCAACGUGGACGUUGCGUUGUUUUAUUGACGUGUCGAAUGCAGUAGAUGCACAUAGUCGUAAGCUUUCACUCGUCUCUGGUACUAAUUGAAACCGACGGAAAAUUAAAUGACUCGACGAAUAAUCAACAUUCAUUCAUUAUUAUCCAUUGAGAAGUCCAGCUAGUUCGUAUUGCGUAUUUUCUCCGUGGAAUGGAUUGAUUUCAGUGCAUCUACUUUAAAUUAGUAAUCAUCGCAGUCGAGGGUCGAUUCUUCUGAAAGGAAAAAGUUCAAGUGAUUGUGCAUUCCAAAUAUUUCUGAUCGAUCCGAGUGCAGUGAAGCAGCAGAAGAAAGUUUUGAGUUCAUGGUUGAGUUCAUUCAGCUGAAAAAAGAGUGUUUUGUCAAGUUUAUGAAGUGAUAAAUUCGCAGCUUUGCUACACUACAUGUGUUAAUUAUAUUAUGAUAAAAUGAGUGCUCCGAUAUCAGCAACACAACCUCCUGCAUCAGCCACAACACCUCCCGGAUCGGUAGGUGGUGGUAUAGGCAGCGGUACUAACUCCUCGACCAACAACAGUAACAGCACAACGACCAAUGGAAAUGUUGGAUCAGCUCCACCAAUUCCGCCUGCAAAACCGAUUCUCUCCUCACCCGGUUCAUAUAAACAAAAUUUCAUAAAUUCCGCCAAUAUUAAUCUAAGUAGUUCAGGUACAACGGGAACAGUCACGGCUGGCAUUCAUAGCGUGAAUAAGGCCCAUUCCACAAGCGAGAAACCAGCUAUUGCAGCACGACCAAUACCACCGCCGACAUUGCCGAAAUAUUCAACAAGUUUCGGAAAAAUCGAUCGAGAUCGUAACGAAUUUGGCAAGAUAGAUCGAGCCGAACGGGAAAAGGAGGGAAUCGGUGGAUCUUACCGUCUAGCUAGCUUGGAUCGCUUAGCUAGCAGACAACGUCUACUUGAACAAAAUGGCGGUCUUGGGAAUGUGGUUCUUGAAAAAAACGGAAAUCACAAUAAUCAUCAUCAUCAUGAUGGAAUGCCUAUUACAAUACAAUCGAUACAGUCGAAACGAGAGAUGUUCUUCAAGUCAGAUACGCACAGUCCACCGGGACCUCCACCAAAUCCUCCGACUCUUAAUCAUAUUAAUAGUAAUUCUACACAGAAUAACUCCUCAACAAAUAGCACACCUACAGCUAACGAUAAGCAUCAUAUAGCAUUGAACAAUAACAGUACACCACAAAAUCAUACCACAAGUACACAAUUAAAUUCCACCAACACGACAUCAUCGUCUGCAACGCCCAAUUCAAAUGUUAAUAAUUUGGCAAACAAUAUAAACAAUAUGUCGCUCAAGGAAAAACAGCAACAAUUGCUCGAGAAUAAUGGUCAUUCGGAUUCCAAUAAAAUUGCUAUUGAUCGUUACGACAAGGAGAAACAACAGGCUGUGGUUAGACCGAAACCAAAAGAGCUGGAUGGCUACGUUGGUUUCGCCAACCUACCGAAUCAGGUUUAUCGUAAGGCCGUUAAGAAAGGUUUCGAAUUUACAUUGAUGGUUGUCGGUGAAAGUGGCCUAGGAAAAUCAACUCUUAUCAAUUCAAUGUUCUUGUCGGACAUUUACAAUCAGGAUCAACAUCCAGGACCAUCACAUCGUGUCAAAAAAACUGUAGCUGUGGAAACCACGAAAGUUUUGCUCAAAGAAAAUGGUGUCAAUUUAACAUUAACAGUAGUUGAUACACCCGGAUUUGGUGAUGCUGUUGAUAAUAGCAAUUGUUGGGUCCCGAUCAUCGAUUUUGUCGAAUCGAAAUACGAGGAAUAUCUAACAGCUGAAUCACGUGUGCAUCGUAUCGCCAUACCGGAUAAUCGAGUGCAUUCAUGUUUAUAUUUCAUAGCACCAUCCGGACACGGUUUAAAACCACUCGACGUGGAAUUCAUGUCCCGUCUUUGUGACAAAGUCAAUAUUAUUCCGGUUAUUGCCAAAGCCGAUACAAUGACACCCGAAGAGGUUCAACUCUUCAAAAAACAAAUUCUCAACGAAAUAGCUCAACAUAAAAUUAAAAUCUAUGAUUUCCCCGAACCACUAGAGGAUGAGGAAGAAGCCAAAGUCCUACGACAAUUGCGUCAUCGUGUGCCAUUCGCCAUAGUCGGAGCGAAUACCGUGAUUGAAGUCGAAGGGCGUAAGGUACGAGGUCGACGAUAUCCAUGGGGUAUAGCAGAAGUUGAAAACCUGGAGCAUUGCGACUUCAUUGCCUUACGCAAUAUGGUGAUUAGAACUCAUCUGCAGGAUUUGAAAGAUGUUACAAAUAACGUUCACUACGAGAACUAUAGAUGUCGAAAACUGGCUGGUCUCGGAAAUGACGGAAAAACACGCCUCUCGAACAAUUUAUGCCCUCAAGGAAUUAUGAAUAGCUUUAUGACCGUUUGGAAUCCUCUGGCCCAAAUGGAGGAAGAGAAACGCGAGCAUGAGCUCAAAAUGAAGAAAAUGGAAGCCGAAAUGGAACAAGUGUUCGAAAUGAAGGUUAAAGAGAAGAAACAAAAGCUCAAAGAUUCUGAAUUAGAAUUAACACGAAGACACGAAGAAAGGAAGAAGGCCUUGGAAAUUCAAAUUCGUGAACUUGAAGACCGUCGACGAGCGUUCGAGCAGGAGAAAAAAGAGUGGGAGGACUCUAAUGGUAUUACAUUAGACGAAUUGCGAAGGAGGAGUUUAGAAGCAAAUAGCAAAGAGACAGCAUCAAUGACAUCAAGAAGUUCAGAUGAAUCGAAAGGUCGUCGAGUAUUUGGAUCAUUGCUACGUCGUCAUACAAGCUUUGGAGCACCCGAUACUCAUCGGGGCUCAACAGUCACUGCGAAUAAUACAAACAAUACCACAACGUCAAACACUCAAGACCAAAACGACUAAAAUAUGCAAAAAGACAAGCAAUUAAUCGAGAAUAAAACAUUUGCAAUGCGACUUAAACCAGAAAAAGAUAUCGAAAAUCGAAAUAAAAAAAAAAUCUUUGAAUGAAAUAUUACUUUUUUGAGGGAAGAAAAAAGUAAAUUUUUUUAUAUAUUAGAAAUUUUGAAGAUUUUGUUUUGUUGAAGUAAAAGUGGACAACGUUCACUGCAGAUUAUCACAUUUUUACUUAGAAACAAGACACAUUUCUUCUUAUUUUCCGACUAAUACUCUUUUUCAAUUUCAUCACCACGCUUGCUUAGAUUCCGUAAUAUUUUUCGAAGAAUCUCAAUUACGAGUACUUAAUAAAUCAAUUAAUCACAUAAAGAAAUCGCUUUGAAUCUCGAAUAUUUUCUCCAUGACAUUUUUCGUCGACAUUGAUUACAUACAGUAGUUAGUAAGUUGUUGUUAUUGAAGGCAUAUUCGUUACUUAUUUGUUGUGUUCAUGUGCACACACUAAACAUUCAAAUAUCUUUAUAUUUUUAUACUAAUAAAUUGUAAUGAAUAGCAGCUAA